AUGUACGCGCCACGGGGCCCCCGUGCAGCCGCCGGGCGGCGGCGCCUGGCUGCCAGCGGCACCGCUGGCAUUGCGCCGGCACCGCAACGUGUCGUUUGCGCUGCCGCGACGGAGCAGGGGCGGGACAGCCGGGCUGGAGGCCACCGCGCGGGCAGUGCAGAAGGCGCCAACGCGACCAGCAGCAGCAACGGCUGGGGCGGCGGCGGCAACCCUCUGCUGCAGCGCAUUGCGGCGUCCAGCACUGCGAGCCAGCUGCACAAUCUGCUGCUGCGCCACUCUGGCGAGCUUUCUGGGCUUGAGGUGGCAGCCGCCCUGGAAACUGCUGCCAAACGCAGCCUGCUGUCUCCAGCAGAGCACACGGAUGCCGUCGCACCGGGCGGCAGGCCCCACGACGGCAGCAGCAGCAGCGGCACCAGCUCCGGCGCGGCCAGCUCCGCGCUGGCCUCGCUGCUGGUGCAGCUGGCAUCGUUGCAUGCACCGCGUAUGGACCCUGCUGCCCUGUCGGCUGCAGCAUGGUCGCUGGGCAUGCUGCAGCUGGCACCAGCGCGACCGGUGUUGCGCACGAUGCAUGCCCUGGCCCAAGCGGGCUUGGUGCAGUACUCUCCAGCCCAGCUAUGCGCCCUGCUGUGGGCUGGCAGCGCCUUGGACCCCACCUUCCACUCUCCUCUCUUCUUGGACCUGGCGGGCCUGCUGCAGCGGGGCAUGAGCCUCUCGCUCUUCGCCCCGCACGACCUGGCCAUGCUCGCCUGGCUGUGCGGACGGGAGCGCGGACGUGUGGCCAAGGAUGUGCUGAUCCGCGUGGCAGACGAGUGCCGCAGCCGGCUCGAGGCACGCCGCCUGCAGCUGGAGCGCCUGGAGCAGCGGCAGACUGCGGCAGAGGCGGCCGCGGCGGCCAUCAAGAUGCCAGGAAUCAACUGGGUGCAUGACACGCAUCUCGACGAGGCGCUGCCUGCGCUUGGGGUGCGCAUGCGCGUCGCAGCAUGGAAGCGGAUGGUUUCCACCAUCAAGGAUGACUUGCUGGAGGCCACCGCCGGCGGGGUCCUGGCGGAAGUGGAACUGUGCAUGUGCAGUCGAGCUGAGCUGAACCCAGUGGUGCUUGCCACCAUGGACCAAGGGGAGCCACUCGUCAAGCCGCUUAAUGCUUACGCCAAUUAUCGAUACAGCCACAAGCUGGCGUUCCGGCUCUUGUCUCGCAUGCACGGCCUGCAGCAGGCUGCCGAGGGGGCGCCCCUUAGGGGCAGCGGCAGCAGCGGCGGCAGCAGCGCUGACGAUGCAGGCAACAAAGACGGCAGCAGUUGGCCGGUGGCUGCGCUGUCGCAGGCAGAAGCGGGGGCAGUGCUGCAGGAGUGCGAUGCGGCUGGGAUGUUUUGGGAGGCGCUGGUGUAUCGGGGCCGUCGGGUCGCGAUGGCAAGCGGGGCGCGCAGCUUCUCUGCCGUCGCCACCCUGGCGUCUGGGCGCCGCCUGCAGCUGACAUGGCGGCGGCUGGAGAAUCAACUGCUUCCCGUGGAAGUUGCUGAGCUGCCUCCGUUGACUGGACCGCCGCGCGGCUGGGCGCAGCACGCCAAGCAGCAGCAGCAGGAGGAGGAGCUGCCUCCUCCACCUCCUCCACCGCCGCCACCGCCCGAGCGCGUGCCGCCGCCGCUGUUUAACCCCAAGCAGGCCGCCAUGCUGCUUACGGGGCUGGCGCAGCUGCAGCUGCGGGUGGGUGGCGUCGUGGAGCCGCUGUUGCAGCAGUGCCAGCCUGCGCUGGCACGCCAGGUGCAGGUGAAUGAUGUGGUUGGCAUACUAGUGGCGCUAGGAGAGCUGCAGAUGGAACCAGCGGCGGAGCUGUGGACCGCGCUGAUCGACCGGGUUGCAGCCUCACGCGACAGCCUGUCCCCGCGCCAGAUGGCGGCUGUGAUGUGGGCCGUUGCCAAGACAGCUCGCUGGCUGCCGCGCGUCAUGUCCAUCGGCGCACGCCACCUGGCAGCGCACCUGGAAGACUAUCGGACGGUGGACAUUGUGGGCAUGCUGUGGGCCUGCGCGCAGCUGGGCGGCACGCUGCCAGACGGCACCCUGGUGCCGGCGGUGCAGCGGCUGACACCCCAGGAGCUGCAGCGGUGCAGCGCCUCAGCGCUGUGCAACCUUGUGUGGGCGCUCGGCAAGCUUGUGGCGGUGCGCACAGGCGCGGAGCGCGUCAGGAGCGCCAGUGCACCCGGAAGGAAGGCAGUGGGGGCAGCCGGCUGGCUAAUGAGCGCUGCGGGCAUGGAGGUUCAGGCGGCCAGCCUGGCGGCAACGUCUGAGCUGGCGCAGCGCGCCCGCCAGCUCAACGCUCACGAGCUGAGCAGCGCGGCGGUGGCGCUGGCAGCGCACAGCGCGCACCCUACGCUGCUGCCGGCGCAUGCGGUGGCGGCCAUUCAGGGCGCCUGCAGCGCUGUGGCGGCCUCGGAUGUCUUUGACGCUGCCGACCUUGCCAACCUGACCAUAGCGGCUGCACGCCUGCACUGGGACGACCCGCCUCUCCUACGCUCCCUCGCCGACGGCCUGGCGCCCCGUGUCGGCGUGCUGCUGCAGCCUGGCGAGGUGGCACGCGCGCUGGCAUGCCUGGCGCCGGGCCGCUACGGCCUGCUGUUUGCCUCGCUGUUAAACGCCCACGUAGCCAGGCUGAAGCAGCGGGACCUUAUGUAUUACUCUACUGUCGCCGAACUCGAGGAGCGGUCCAGCGCCCUGGUGGCCUUUGCUGUGGCCUGCCUCAUGCGCUUGUUCGAGACCUGUUUGACGCUGUUGCGCCUGGCGACUUGA
This is a messenger RNA of Chlorella variabilis, 2781 nucleotides long. RefSeq lists its product as hypothetical. Lineage: Eukaryota; Viridiplantae; Chlorophyta; Trebouxiophyceae; Chlorellales; Chlorellaceae. The record is from RefSeq and is a predicted model, not a curated record. Bases 1 to 2781 code for a protein of 926 amino acids. The transcript is spliced from 9 exons.